Messenger RNA from Teleopsis dalmanni, 1180 nucleotides. RefSeq names its product E3 ubiquitin-protein ligase RNF220 (gene RNF220). NCBI's taxonomy places the organism in Eukaryota, Metazoa, Arthropoda, Insecta, Diptera, Diopsidae. Bases 105 to 1151 code for a protein of 348 amino acids. Gene Ontology annotation, molecular function: ubiquitin protein ligase activity; metal ion binding. The record is from RefSeq and is a predicted model, not a curated record. The transcript has 2 exons. Gene Ontology annotation, biological process: protein ubiquitination.
AUCAAUGAACAUACACAGUUUUGUUUAAUUAGUUUCAAAAUCAAUCUUACUUUUUGUGAAAAAUCGCUGGACGAAUUAAACAAAUAUUAUAUUCAAGUUACAAUAUGUCGGAAACUACAUCAGAUAGGUCAUUACGUUCAUGUCAAUUUGUUAAUAGUGAAGAGGACUCAGUCGAAUGUCCUUCUUGUAAUCAGAGGAUAAAAAAUUUUGAAAUUGAUAAUCAUUGUAAACAGGAACUUGAACGAUUAAAAGAAGAUCAGCAAAAGACUGCUGCAGAAUUAAGAAAUAAUUCGUUAAAAAAUAGCACUGAUGAACUCUGUAGACCGUGGACGGAUUUUAAAAGAGUGCAAAGAAAUCGUCAGGCUCGUUUAAAACAACGUUUAAGAAAACGACCUCAAACAUUACCAGAACAUCCGUGCCCACUUUGUGGCAAUAUUUAUUUGAAAGAUGAAAUUCAAAACCACGUAGAAGAUUGUUUGCAGAAUAACACUAGAAAUGGCAGCAUUAGUGAUGAAGGUAUUGAUGAAUAUGAAGAAUAUGAAUGGGCUGGUCAGAAACGGAUACGCGUCUCAAGUUUACUUCAAGGCGGUUAUGCGGCAAUUGGUAUUGGACAGACUAUAGUGAAUCAUACCAAUUUAAGUGAUAAUGAAGAGGAUUUAAAUGUAGAUGAAGACGAUACUCAAGUAUAUGGGCCGGCACAGUAUAGCGAAAAUGAUUUAUCAUCAGCAUUCGUUGAAACAAAUGAAAAUAUUGAAAGCAACGAACAUUCGAAGGACAUGCCUGCUUUAAAUAAAUUUGUUUUAAAUAAUGAAACCGAAGAGUUAUCAAAUACUGACUAUAGGAGAAAAAUGUUUGGAGGAGAUGCAGUGAGUGAAUCGACGAUGCAUACACCAACAAGUUCGAGUUCUCCUGCUCAUUUUAUAAAUAUUAUUGAUUCUUUAAAGAUUAAAUUACGCCAAUAUGAAAAUCAGAUACCAAAUAAGUACAAAUGUUUAAUAUGUUUAGAUGAUUAUCGCAAUCCAGCGAUUUCUGUCUCCUGUUGGCAUGUACACUGCGAUAAAUGUUGGUUACGUUCAUUGGGUAUGAGAAAACUUUGUCCUCAAUGCAAUGUGAUUACAACGCCAAAAGAUUUAAGACGAAUUUAUAUGUAAUAUAUAUUUUAAUAUGCAUUAAAUGUAAG